AUGGGCGCAAGCAACUCCAUUCCACUCAGAACUGAUCCUUAUUCUUACACCAAUGGCCGUUGGCUGCACCAAGAUGAGCUACAGCGGCAGGCUCGGGAUGUCCGCUUUGACUUCGACGAACUCAUGCGGGUGGUGCUUAGAACUCAGCCGGCGGCAAAGAAAGUCACUGCUUGUGAAAAACAAGAAGGGGGCUUUAACCGUGUUUUCCUGAUCACGUUAGAUUCCGGCCAUCGUCUCGCUGCAAAGAUUCCUACCUCCGUCGCCGGUCCCCACCGGCUGACAACCCACUCCGAAGUCGCAACGAUGGAAUAUCUACGCUCCAAGACUUCGCUCCCGAUUCCCACGGUAUAUGCGUGGAAUGAUGACCCUUCAAACCCGGUAGGCACCGAAUACAUCAUUCAGCAAUAUGCCGAAGGUAUACAAUUGAACCAAGCUUGGCCCUCAAUGGACUCGGUCCAGCAUCAGCAUGUCAGUAAAAAUAUCUCUUAUUACAUGCAAGAAAUGGCGAAUCUAGACUUCCCGGCCUUUGGAAGUAUCUACUUCCACGACGCCCCAUUCGAUGCCUCCAAAAAGAUCGCCCUCGACGAUUCCCGUUUUUGUAUCGGCCCGGCUUGUCUCAAGACGUUCUGGAACUGCAGCCCUGGGGAAUUGGAGCUAUAUGGUGGUCCAAGUCCUAAUUGUGGUCCAUGGAAAGAUUUAGAUUCCUACGCUCUAGGUGUUAUUGAAACAGGCCGAUCACGUGUGCCCCAAACGUCGAUGGUCAAGCGGACUCCUCUCCCCUAUCAGGGUACCGUGCAGGAACAUCUAGAUCUUCUCGAGUCUAGUGAAAAGGUAUUGAGGCGCCUAGCUCAAGAGCCGCAUAUACAACAAGUGUCUAUGCCGAUUUUGAUACACCCCGAUAUGUGGAAGCGUAAUAUCUUUGUAUCUGAGAAUGACCCAACGGUUAUCACGGGAAUCAUCGACUGGCAAUCGGCCGCUGCUAGGCCCGCUUUUUUCUACGUUAACCAGAUACCGGACUUUGCUGAGCCCCUAAACGACGAUCAGCAAGAAGCACUUGAUGACCCUGACACCCCUCAGAAGAUUAAAGCCUUCCUCAAAGACAUGGACAUCUGUGCCCAGACAUAUACAGUCGUCAUGCAGAAGCUGGUCACAAAAUUGGACCUUGCGAUGGACCUUGAUCCCACUCUAUAUCGACCGUUCCUAUAUAGCCAUACGACAUGGGCUUAUGGCUUGGUAGGGUUGCAGCAUGACUUGAUAGAGCUCUCGGCAGAAUGGUCUAAUCUAGGAUUGGACGGACAAUGUCCGUACGCUCCAAGCGAAAAGGAAAUUGCCAUUCAUAGGGAAAAUUUCGAGGAUUUUGAAACAGUGCAGAAACUCAGUUUGUCGCUGGUGAACUCGAUAGUGGCGGAGUCGGAUGGCUGGGUCCCGGUUGAACGCUGGCCCGUUGCGAAACAGGAAUAUGCGAAGUUGUACCGAGCAUGGAUGGACGCCGCACGUGAAUCGGAUAGUCUAACUGCCGAAAAGGCAGAUCGUAUGUGGCCCUGGGAUAUGAGACCUGAAAAUUGA
Molecule: messenger RNA, 1566 nt
Organism: Penicillium macrosclerotiorum
Lineage: Eukaryota; Fungi; Ascomycota; Eurotiomycetes; Eurotiales; Aspergillaceae
Exons: 4
Coding region: 1-1566 (521 amino acids)
Cellular component (GO): mitochondrion
Source: RefSeq, a predicted model, not a curated record